AUGGCCCGCAACGCACUGGUGCUCACCAAACUCAAGUUUCUCUUUACUUUGGCGUUCUACAUCCUCCCACACGCAGCCAUCCGAAUCCCAAGGGCGGUUAUCCGUGCAUGGCUCAAACGACUGCCUCUAGCCCCGGCGGUCUGGAAUGGAUUCGCCGGUACCCUAAUGGCUGAGACGCCGCCAGACCAAAUGCAGGCAAUCCUCCCAUCGACAUUCGAUGCAUACACUGCGUGGGUCGCGGCUCGUGGGAUACCGCGUACAGUCGAUGUCCUGGCAGUUGACAAUGGCACUCGUCUGCUCUGGAUGGGGCCGCGGGAAGCGCGCAAGGUUCUUCUUUUCUUCCACGGCGGUGGAUACGUGAUGCCGCUUUCCGAAGGGCAUCUGCAGUGGCUCGCGCAUAUCCGGAAGGAGGCGGCCAAUGCAGGCGUUCAACUAAGCGUGUGUAUCCUGGAAUACGGACUGGUUCCAACCAACCCGUACCCCAGACAGAUGAUGCAGGCCAUUUUCGCAUUGAAGCAUCUGCUAUCUUCUGGUCGUCACCCAUCGGAUAUUAUCAUCGGCGGUGACUCUGCAGGAGGUCACCUCUCCCUAUCGGUAAUGGCUCACCUGCACCACAACCGGCCCUUUGGCUCUGAACAUGACACUUCUCUCGAUCUACAAAGCCCGGUAAAAGGGUGCUUCCUGGUAUCGCCGCUCGCCUCGUUCGACUCGACUGCUUCGUCCUACCGCAGGUGGUUUAGUGCUGAUGUUCUCGGUCGCAAGGUUGUGGACAAGUGCGGGCACUGGCUGAUACAGAAUUCUCCCUGGCACCAGGACAUCAAAGCAGGACAUGCCUGGGGCAUGGCCCUGGACGUUCCAGACAGUUGGUGGGAUGGGUUCAAGGCGGUAGAUAAUAUCCUCGUCACUGGUGGCUAUGAAGAGGUCUUUAGCGACCAUGUUCAACAAUUAGGUGCCAUGUUGAAGAGGAAGAGCACAGGAAACGUCGCUCUGCAUAUGGCCAAUGAGGCCCACGAUGGACCAUUGAUGGACUUUGCGGCUGGAAGGCCUGCGAGUGAGACGACAGAUGUGAUUACCGACUUUGUGAUAGACUGUUUCAAGCAGUAG
Molecule: messenger RNA, 1104 nt
Organism: Aspergillus calidoustus
Lineage: Eukaryota; Fungi; Ascomycota; Eurotiomycetes; Eurotiales; Aspergillaceae
Source: the annotation of a GenBank genome assembly